Molecule: messenger RNA, 8296 nt
Organism: Elgaria multicarinata webbii
Lineage: Eukaryota; Metazoa; Chordata; Lepidosauria; Squamata; Anguidae
Gene: AKAP6
Product: A-kinase anchoring protein 6
Exons: 14
Coding region: 142-7095 (2317 amino acids)
Cellular component (GO): sarcoplasmic reticulum; perinuclear region of cytoplasm
Molecular function (GO): protein kinase A binding; transmembrane transporter binding
Source: RefSeq, a predicted model, not a curated record
CUGAACUGAUGUCACAGCAUCAUGCAGCAGGUCAAACAAGGCACCUCCUAGUAUUGCAUCCUACAGAUUGGGCUGUAAACAUCAAAAGAGGAUGGUGUGAGCAGGAGAUGAUUUGGAAAGAAUUAUGGUCUAGAGCUCCCAAUGUUAGCCAUGGAAGUUGCACUUUCCCCCAUCAGGCCCCAGGACCUGGAUUCUGUAGCUGCUGAUGCAUCCCCCAUGGUCAUCAACAUGACUCCCACCACCGAGCGAGAUGACGGAGAGGAUGAGCUGAAAGACCUUGAUCCCGGGCAGCAGUAUGAAAAGCCUCCCCCUCUCCACACAGGAGCUGACUGGAAGAUUGUUCUCCACUUGCCUGAGAUUGAAACGUGGCUCCGGAUGACAUCCGAAAGGGUCAGGGAUCUGACUUACUCAGUGCAGCAAGACUCGGACAGCAAGCAUGUCGAUGUGCAUUUGGUGCAGCUGAAAGAUAUAUGUGAAGAUAUCUCUGAUCACGUUGAACAAAUCCAUGCGCUUCUGGAGACUGAAUUUUCCCUGAAGCUUCUGUCUUACUCUGUCAAUGUGAUCGUUGACAUCCAUACAGUACAGCUUCUUUGGCACCAGCUUCGAGUUUCUGUCCUGGUUCUGAGAGAGAGAAUUCUACAGGGACUGCAGGAUGCCAAUGGGAAUUACACCCGGCAGACUGAUAUUCUACAAGCUUUUUCAGAGGAAACAAAGGAGGACCGGCUUGACUCUUUAACAGAAGUGGAUGACUCAGGACAGCUAACUAUCAAAUGCUCUCAAAAUUAUUUGUCGCUAGAUUGUGGAAUUACUGCAUUUGAACUGUCUGACUACAGCCCUAGUGAGGACUUGCUCGGUGCUCUUGGUGACAUGACCUCCAGUCAGGGUAAAGUGAAACCAUUUGAGUCUUGGAGCUGCAGUGAAAUGGAAAAAGACUUUCCAGAGCUUAUCAGAAGUGUGGGAUUACUGGCUGUAGCAACAGAUUCAAUUGCUUCCAAAUGUAAUGAAAGCGUUAAUGCAAAAGAAAUCCAUUUACCCUUCUCGACAGACCUACAGGAGGAAGGCCAAAGUUUCAAAGCAUCAUCUGCUGUAUCCGCUGAAUUUUCACUCGUGCAGAUUUCUGGGAAUCCACCUCUUUGUAAAGCAUCUUGCACUGAGGAUUCUGCUGUACCAGUUGACAGCAAUGCUGGCUUUGAAUUAGUCAAACAGGAGCUCAGUCCAUUGCCCUCCAAUGGGGCAAAAGGCAAACAACAUCCUCAUGGUGAAAACUCAACUCCCAAGAGAUCGAUAAGAGACUGUUUUGAUUAUAACGAGGAUUCUCCCACCCAAGCUACCCUGCCCAAAAGAGGUUUGUUUCUAAAAGAAGAUAUAUUUAAAACAGACAUGGUAGUCAAUGAUAUAAAAAACCAGAUCUCUUUGAUGUUUAAGACAGAAAUAAGUAGGAGCACACCCUCAUUGUUAGAUCCACCAGACCGGUCCAAGCUUUGUCUGGCUUUACAAACAGCGUACAGCAACUGUCCCUCUGCCAUCAGUCAGUCAUGUGAUUGUUUGCACAACAUAAGUGAUCAGAAUCUCAAGUUCACCAUACAGAAUCACUUUAAGGAAAGUUCCAUGGGACUAGGUAAGUCCAGCGACAACAUUAGAAGGGAGAAACUGAGGUGCAAGAAGUCCCAUGACAUUCCCGAGGAGGUGGCAUCAUGCAGGUUAUCUGGAAUUGUAUCUAAUGCUACAUCGACGAACCAGGUGAAUAAAAGAGGGAUCACCGCGUUGCAAAAUGGAAUCCCUUUUGGUAGCUUGCAGUCCGUAGAAGGGAUGGAAAGUGAUUCAACCUCCACAUCUUCUGAUCCUUGUAAACAGCAAGAACCGAAUGGCCAAUAUUGCAGUGAACGAGAUCAUUCUGCUUCACCUGCUCAUAGCCAAGUGAGUGGCUCCUCAGCUGGCAUAGGGUCUGCUGUGUCCUCAUCCCCAGUUCUUCCAAGAAGUAAGGGCAAAAAAGUCCACUCAUCUUCUCCAAGUUACGUCAAUACAGACAGUAAAGUCGUUGAGGCCUGGUAUGGUUCUGAUGAAUACUUAGCACUCCCAUCACACCUCAAACAGACUGAAGUAUUAGCUUUAAAAUUAGAAAACUUGACCAAACUCCUUCCUCAGAAACCUCAAGGAGAGGCCAUUCAAAACAUCGAUGACUGGGAACUAUCAGAAAUGAACUCAGAUUCUGAGCUCUACCCUACAUAUCAGAUCAAAAAGAAGCACAAAAGGUUAGGUAGAGUUUCACCAAGCUCUUCAAGUGACAUAAUAUCCUCGACAGGUGACAGCAUUGAAUCUGGACCGCUUAGUGACAUUCUUUCAGAUGAAGAGCUUUGUACAUCCUCAUUUAGCAUUAAAAAAUACCUAGAUGACAGGCCACGGAAACCAUCAGUGACUCAGUCUGAUAAAAAUGAAAUACCAACCACAAAUAAAUCAGCUUUAAUUCAGCAGCUGAUGCAAGAUAUACAGCACCAGGAUAAUUAUGAAAUUAUAUGGGAAAAGAUGGAGGGUUUUGUCAGCAAACUGGAUGAAUUCAUUCACUGGUUAAAUGAAGCCAUGGAAACAACAGAGAACUGGACCCCACCUAAGGCAGAAACAGACAGCCUUAAACUCUACCUAGAAACACACUUGAGUUUUAAGCUGAAUGUAGAUAGCCACUGUGCUUUAAAGGAAGCUGUCGUAGAAGAAGGACGCCAACUUCUUGAUCUUAUAGUAUCUCACAAAUCAGGACUGAAGGACAUGCUGCAGAUGAUUGCAAGUCAAUGGAAGGAACUACAGAGGCAAAUCAAACGACAACACAGCUGGAUUCUUAGGGCUCUGAGUAUCAUCAAAGCAGAGAUACUGGCUACUGAUGUGUCUGCAGAGGAUGAGGAAGGGACUGAGAGCCCCAAGGCUGAGGUUCAGCUAUGCUGUCUGGAAGCACAAAGAGAUGCUGUUGAACAGAUGUCCUUAAAGCUGUACAGUGAGCAAUACAACAGCAGUAGCAAGCGAAAGGAAGAAUUUGCGGAUAUGUCAAAAGUUCACACAGUGGGAAGUAAUGGCCUUUUGGACUUUGAUUCGGAAUACCAGGAGCUCUGGGAUUGGCUGAUUGACAUGGAAUCCAUAGUGAUAGACAGCCAUGACCUGAUGAUGUCAGAGGAGCAGCAGCUGCAUCUUUACAAGAGGUACAGUGUGGAAAUGUCAAUCAGACACCCCAAAAAGAUGGAAUUGCUGAGUAAAGUUGAAGCUUUGAAGAGAAGUGGUGUUUUACUACCCAACGAUCUCCUUGAAAAAGUGGAUUCAAUUAAUGAAAAAUGGGAACUGCUUGGGAAAACCCUAGGAGAGAAGAUCCAAGACACAAUGGUAGGACACAGUGGGUUAGGUCCACGUGACCUGCUUUCGCCUGAAAGCGGCAGCCUAGUAAGGCAGCUGGAGGUCAGGAUCAAAGAGCUGAAAGGGUGGCUGAGAGAUACCGAGCUUUUUAUCUUCAAUUCCUGUCUGAGGCAAGAAAGUGAAGGAACAAUGAAUGCUGAGAAACAACUGCAAUACUUUAAGUCCCUCUGCUGUGAAAUUAAACAGAGACGACGAGGUGUAGGCUCAGUGUUACGUUUGUGCCAGCACCUCCUUGACGAUCAAGAUACCUGUAAUCUGAAUGCAGAUCACCAGUCAAUGCAGCUGAUCAUUGUAAAUCUUGAAAGAAGGUGGGAAGCAAUCGUCAUGCAAGCCGUCCAGUGGCAAACUAGGUUGCAGAAAAAGUUGGCCAAACAUACAGAAUCCUUGAAUGUUAUUGAUCCUGGCUUAAUGGAGCUAAAUGGCACAAGUGAAGAUGCACUAGAAUGGGAUGAAAUGGAUAUAAGUAAUAAGUUAAUUAGCAUUAACGAGGAAUUCAAUGAGCUUGAUCAAGAACCGAAGCAUGGUGACACAAAGCUGAACUCUCCAUCUGAAGCAUGUGCUAAUAUCAGCCCAAAACAAGAAAGAAAUCCUAGUGCUCAUGGAAAUUGUCUCAGCAACCCAAGAGUUACAACGUCUCAAGGCCCUCAAAUCUACCAAGUGUACAGCCUCCACAAUGUGGAGUUCUCCGGAGAAAAUAAUGUAUCUCUCAUGAAAACGACAUCCAAAUCUCCCAGUCUCACCGGCCCAAACGUUUUAAACAAACACGUGAAUAAAGACUUUUCAUUGCCGCCUGCCAAACAUUUGCCAGACCUAGUGGGUAGCACCACGUUGGCAAGACCACAGAAUUAUAUGUAUCACAGUGGAAAUGUAAACAGGCAUUCUGAGUGUCAGAAUAAAAUAGCCAAUGGAAAUGAGGCAGAAGCUAUCACUAAUUCCGAAAUCCAUUUGCUAAGUGAUACUGAUGGGCUUGAGGAUAAUUCUGUAAUUAACAUUUCAGAUUCCCAGUUAGGAGAUAUAGUUGAUGUGAUAAAACAAAAUUUUAAACAAGAGAGUGAGGACAGUCAUGUUAACUUCUUAAAUACUUCUCAGUCAACAUUUAACAAUAAAGCUAAAGACCCAGACACUAUUACCCAACACGGGGCUGAGAGUUCAGAAGAAGAGUUACAACAAGGAAAACAAAAUGCCUUUACAUUUUAUGAUUAUUCAUAUCUUCAGGGUUCAAAAUUCAAGCUACCAAUGAUAAUGAAACAAUCAAACUCAGGAAAAGCACACAAGCAGGGUAGUUUGCUUCAUGGCUUUUAUUUUGAUAAAGUUCCCUUAUCUGAACACCAGACUGUAGAGCUAAAAGCACAUGUGUCUAAAGAUGAGCUUGCUUUAUCCACUGUCCUGGAUGAUGCAGAUCCCAAAUGCUAUGAAUUUGCGGAGGAUUUGAAGAAACUAAGUGACACAACAAAUACAAAACUGUUUUCAACUUUAUCUCAUAGCUCUUCUUUAGACUCCCUUUCUGUAACAAGUGACUUGUUUGGCCCAACUGUUUUUAGAAGUGGAGAAGGCCUUCAACGUAGUGCUUCCUUGGAGAGUUGGUUAACUCCCUACAAAAGCAAUGAAGAUCUUUUUAGUUGUAAUGAUUCUGGAGACUUAAGCGGAAGUAGUGAUUCUGUUGGAGAACUUAGUAAAAGGACGUUAGAUCUUUUGAAUCGUUUAGAAAAUAUCCAGAGUCCUUUAGAUCAAAAAAUAAAGCGUAGCAUCUCUGAUAUCACACUCCAAAACACUUCUCAAAGAAUGUCCUUGACUGGCCAGUUGUCACUGGAUAUUGCAUCCUCUAUCAAUGAAGAUUCACCUGCCUCGCUCACUGAGCUCAGCAGCAGUGAUGACCUGUCUCUGUGCUCGGAAGAUAUUGUAUUGCACAGAAAUAAAGUACCAGAUUCAAAUGCAUCAUUCAGAAAACACCUCAAUCGGUCGGUAGCUGAUGAGAGCGAUGUCAACGUUAGCAUGAUUGUUAAUGUUUCCUGUACCUCCGCUUGCACUGAUGAUGAAGACGAUAGUGAUUUGCUAUCAAGUUCUACCCUCACCCUGACUGAGGAAGAGCUGGGCAUUAAGGAUGAAGAUGAUGAUUCCAGUAUUGCAACUGAUGAGGAUAUUUAUGAAGACUGCAAUUUAAUUUCAGGACUUGACUACAUAAAGAAUGAACUCCACACUUGGAUCAGACCAAAAUUUUAUCUGUCAAAGGAGAAGAGAAAGUGCAAACUGGAUGAUGAAAUCCAGGGCUGUGAUGAGACUUUGAAAACAAAAGAGUCUUUGAAUAUUGAGAAAUUUUUGAAUGAUUCUAUACGUAAGCUUGCAGAAAAUAAUGGCAACAGUAAGAACAUAUCAGAUAGCCAUGAGCCAGGGACAAAAAGACAAACUAAAAAUGAUGGCUUCCAGGUUUCCAAAGAUUACUUAGUGGAUGACAUGGAGAAUGGAAAUGUUGCAAUUACUCAAGAAAGUCCAAAGGAAGAAUGUAUUCAGAUUUCAACUGCUGCCAUGAAUAAUAGCACACUUGAUGGUAAAGGAAGUGGAAAUGAAUGUUGUAUCUGUGAAGCAUUUACUGAUAGUUCAGAUGAUUCACAUAUGGAUGGUAAGGAGUCUGCUCCACUGUCAAGUAUAUCCAGCUCUCAAAAAGAGUAUAAAAAACACCUGGAAUUUGAUGGCCGUUGUAUUAAAAAACCUUUUACAGAACUUGACUCAGAUAUAAAAGGUACAAAUACACCAGAUACUGCAUUACUAAAAUCACUUCUGAAUGGUCAACAAAGCAGAACCGGAAUUAGUGAAUAUGGUAGUGAUUGCUGUGCAUCUCUAAAAUCAAAUAAAGCAGAAAAAAAUACAUCAGCCAGUAGUAGUGAUUCAUGCUGUAACUGUGAAGCUGCUGCUUUUGAAAAAAGAAAUGGGGAAGAUUGCUCAGUACAUAAUUUUGUGAUGGAGAUCAUUGAUAUGGCCUCAACAGCCUUGAAGAAGAAGUCACAGCCUGAAAGUGAGCCACCCGUUCCUCAUUCAUUAGCACAAAUCAGGGAAAAAGUUCUAGAACAUUCUCACAGGCCAAUUCAACUUAGAAAGGGGGAUUUUUAUUCCUACCUCUCACUCUCUUCCCAUGAUAGUGACUGUGGAGAAGUCACUAAAUAUGUUGAAGAAAAGAGCAGUACUCCAGUACCACUAGACUUUGCAGAAAACAUUGAAUGCUUUUUUGAAGCCUGUCCUGAAGAGGAACGAGUUGAACGUGUUGCUAACGAUGAAGCUGAAGUACCUCUGGUAAAAUAUGAAGGUCUGGAUUUAAUAGAUGAACCUAAAACAUCUGCUAACUGUAGUGGCUUUUCAUUCUUAAGUGUGGAGAUGGACAUAAAUAUGCCUGGCUCUCUCAGCCAGAUGGUAUCAGAUAAUUUAAAAAUUUCUGGUAGGGAAUCUUUGGAUUUGGACACCCCUAAUGAAUGUCCCAUUUUAGAUUCUCUCUCAAAUGACUCUAAAGAAAAUCUUCUAGGGCAGCCACUUGGGAUUGCAAAGUCUGAAGAAGAUUUUGCCUCUUCUCUAAAGGCCUCAGUUGAAGCCAUUCAGUUAAAGCCUGAUCACUUGAAAGACAAGGAUGCUUUGCACCAGGACACUAAAACUCUUACAUGUGAAGAAAACCUCCUGCAUCUUCACAAAGAAAGGCACAUAAAUACACAGAGGUAGAUGUAGCCCUCCCUGGAUGCACACACACGUUAUUUCAUAAACAGAAACUUGGCUGCAUUUCAGGUGCAGGUUUAUCCUCCAAACCCUGGGAUGACCUCUAAUUCCAUUGUAUCACUGCCUUUUGUUACACUUGACUCCUAAGAUAAAUUUUCUUUCCAAAUGUGAUUUGUCCAUGUUGGCUUUGUGACCAGGAUGCAUAUGCUGGUCCUAUUUCAAUUGUCAUUUUGCUUUGUAGCAAAACUAUUUGCUUUCAUAUGGAUUUCUCUCCCAAGCUACCUCUUAACAACCUGCCCUUCCAAAUUGGUAUGCCUCUGUAUAAUUUCUCACCCACUACUUUUUUUUUAAAAUGAUUUUGCAAUGCCACAGAAUAUAUGAUUAUUUUGGAUCAACAUUUCAGAACUGUAAAUGUCAUUAUUCUCUUAUUUUGUGUAUCAAAUUUGGUAUUUUAUGUGUAUAAUGCAUAUUGUUUAUUGGAAGUAUUUUAUGUUUCAAAUGGACAUUUUAUUUGAUUGCAGCAAAAGGAAAAGAACUACUCCUGAUUCAACAUAACUGAAGUUACACAAAAUAAAUACAAAUUUAUCCUUUUAUUUUAAAAGAAUUAAUCUAUGCAACACUUCAAGAAACAGCUACAUAGUGUUGUAUAUUAAGAACUGUUAACAUUCUACUGAAUUAAGUACAACAUUUUGGUUUUCUACUAUGCUUCUUGAGGUGGUAAUCAGAAAAAUAUCCCACAUUUUUAAAAAUUGUGCCUUGCUGUAUUUCUUAUACCAUUUAUUAAAAAGCUGCUUUCACAGUAAAAUUAUGUUGGUUUGAAGGAAGGAAAUAGCAAGGUGUGAAUAAUUUCUGUAUAUAUGUAUAACCAAGUGCAAACAUUGAUGUAUAAUGACAGUAUAAAAUGCUUUAAUGUUUGUGAUGCCCAGUGGUGUGGAAAACAUAAGCCUUAAAACCACUAGAUUGCAUGAUAAUUAGAACUGGCAUAAUAAAUGUAGUUUACUGGGGAAAAAUUCAAAACUGGCUCUCAUUUACCUGCAUCUUGUUUGUCAGUAAGUAUUUACGUACUUAUAAUGUCCUAACUGGCUCUGAGUAGGUCUGUAUGGAUAUACAGGAAUAACUAUGUCUAUAUACAAUGCAGACACUGAAGAUUUGCCAAAAAAUCCUACUUUUACAUUUCAAAAAUACUGUUUUUAAAAUAUCCAUGUGA